Molecule: messenger RNA, 1673 nt
Organism: Pelodiscus sinensis (Chinese soft-shelled turtle)
Lineage: Eukaryota; Metazoa; Chordata; Testudines; Trionychidae
Source: RefSeq, a predicted model, not a curated record
UCUUAAUUGUAUUUUAUGCCUUGCAGCCUAAAUUUCAAAGAUCCAGAAGCUGUGAGAGCUCUGACCUGUACUCUCUUGAAAGAAGACUUUGGACUUACAAUUGAUAUACCAUUGGAGAGGCUUAUCCCUACUGUUCCUUUGAGGCUUAACUAUAUUCAUUGGGUGGAAGAUCUUAUUGGUCAUCAAGAAGGUGAUAAACAAGCUCUUAGAAGGGGAAUUGACAUAGGUACAGGGGCAUCUUGCAUCUACCCAUUACUAGGGGCCACUUUGAAUGGCUGGUAUUUCCUGGCAACAGAAGUGGAUGAUAUGUGCUUCAAUUAUGCAAAGAAAAAUGUGGAACAGAAUAAUUUAUCUGAGCUUAUAAAAGUGGUUAAAGUACCACAGAAGACCCUUCUAAUGGAUGCUCUAAAAGAGGAAUCUGAAAUCAUUUACGACUUUUGCAUGUGCAACCCUCCCUUUUUUGCCAACCAAUUGGAAGCCAAGGGAGUGAAUUCUCGAAAUCCUCGACGACCUCCUCCUAGCUCUGUGAACACUGGGGGGAUCACAGAGAUCAUGGCUGAAGGGGGAGAACUAGAAUUUGUCAAAAGAAUCAUCCAUGAUAGUCUGCAGCUUAAAAAAAGAUUGCGGUGGUACAGCUGCAUGCUGGGCAAGAAAUGCAGUUUAGCUCCAUUAAAAGAAGAACUUCGAAUCCAAGGGGUUCCUAAAGUAACCCACACUGAAUUCUGUCAAGGCCGUACCAUGAGGUGGGCACUGGCAUGGAGUUUCUAUGAUGAUGUCAGAGUGCCUUCACCUCCCUCUAAAAGAAGGAAGUUAGAAAAGCCCCGGAAGCCAAUUACAUUUAUAGUGUUGGCAUCCACAAUCAAAGAGUUAUCCACCAAGGCUUCAGCUAUGGGUUGGGAUGUUGUGGAAGGCAUAGCAGUGGUUACAAAGUGGAUAGAAAAAAUACUGACUGACCUGAAGGUUCAGCAUAAGUAUGUUCCCUGUGGAAAAGAUGAAGUUAGUCUGUUUUUAACAGCCAUUGAAAACUCUUGGGUUCAUUUAAGAAGAAAGAAACGAGAAAGAGUAAGACAACUACGAGAACUUCCUCGAGCUUCUGAAGAUAUUCUGCAAGCAAUGGAAGAGGAGAAGAACAGUCAGAAAGACUCAAAAAAACCUGCAGAGAAUGAGCAAAACAAGACUGAAAAUUCUGAAAUGGGAUCAGUGAUGCUUGAUGAGGAUGUCAACUCAGCCAAGAAUGACAUGCAAAGGGAAGAUUCUCCUGUUAAAGAACAAAACAAUGAGGAACUCAUGGAAGAGGAGGAUAUAGAAGCAAAACAAGCAGAAACAUUAGUUUGUGAAGACUCCAGUGAUGCAAAGGAGGAGCCUGAUGCUUCAGAAGAUGUUGGCAAUCUAAAAGAACUAGGUCCCAAAGGAACCAUUGGACAUUUUCUUUUUAAGUGUUUAAUAAAUGUGAAGAAAGAAGGGGAUGAUGCAUUAGCAGAGAUGCACUGGGUUGAAGGACAGAACAGAGAUUUAAUGAAUCAACUGUGCACCUACCUACGAAAUCAGAUUUUUCGACUGGUUGCUAGUUAGCCUUCUUCAGAGUAUAGUAGAAAUCAAUUCUGGAUUUUGUUGAUGUAAUCCUCUUUUUAAUAGUCUAAAAGAAACUUAGAGAUAGCAAUGUUUUAAAAAAA